AUGUCUGUGUCAUUACUGAAAAGAUAAAGGCAGAAGCCGACAGAGAUUGGCCGGAACAUUUUUGGAUCAGGGUGUCUGGACUGUUGGACCGCUGUAUUAAGAGUAUUAGAGUAAAACGAUUGAAAGUGACCACUUAUGGGAAAAUGAGGAGCGACAAGUCUGUAGGAGCAGCGAUGGAGGUGGGAGGGCUGGUGUAUCUCCUGCUCCUGCUGGCCGUGCAGAGCCCCCCCUGCCACCUGCAGCACACAGAGGAGCAUCCGUGUCGCCGUUCCUCGGGCCUGACUUGCUUCAACAACUUCGACACAAACAUCACCUGUGCAUGGCCCAGCUCAGAAACUCGUUCAAGAGCGCCCUGCGUUCUCCAUGGAAAUUAUUCAGACCUACCUAUCCCGUCUGAGGCCAACUGUCGCCUGACGGAGGGUCGGAGCUGCCAUCUUGUAUUUGACAUGAUUCUUUUCCAUAACUUCAAAAUAGCCAUGACUGUAACAUGUGGAGAUCAGGUUGCUGACACUUUUGAGUACGAGCCGGAUCUCUGUGUGAAAUGGAACCCCCCUGAUAAACCUGUCAUCACCAAUUCUUUGGGUUCUCACAUCAUCUCCUGGAGCCACCCCCAAAAAUUUGGCCCUCAGACCGUCGAGUAUGAACUGCAGUUCAAACAAGAGUCGGAGCCCCUGUGGGAGAAUGCGGAAACAAGGAGCAUAUUCACACAGCCUGUAGAGCUGACCGAGCACAAACUUAAAAUGGGACUGAGGUAUCAGGCCAGGGUUCGAGUCAGGCCGCAUAAGGACUCUGGCGUUGAAGGGGUGUGGAGCAGCUGGAGUCCUAUUGGGUCCUGGAAAUCAGCGAUUGGGACGCCUAAAAUUGAGGAGUUCUCGUCUGGCCCAGGUCCAGGGCCAGAGCUGCAGAUGACUGUGGGGCUGGUAGCUGUCGCUGUUGUCCUUCUGGUCCUGAUCGGCUGCAAACACCACAGAGCUGGCUGGGUUCACAAGCUGAAACUGCCCCAUGUGCCAACCCCCUCCACCUACUUCCUAUCGCUAAAUUCUGUCCAUCGAGGGAAUUUCCAGAAAUGGCUGAGUCCCGUGUUUGCCCCAGAAUCCUUUGAGGUCCCACCGUGUUUUGAGGACACCUCCACUGCCGAGGUGUCCCCAGUCAAGCACAUCGCCGCCCUGCUCGCCAGCGAGCAUCCCGGUGACCCCACAGCGCAGGGGGACAGCUGCUCCACGUGCCCCAGCUCCUACGAUGCGAAGGUUUGUCCAGUGUACAUCGGCUAUAAAUCCGUGGUGGUGCACUCUGGGCAGGAAGGUGGCGAUGAUGGGGUAGAUAUCCCCCUUCAGGAUACGCCCCUCCAAGUAAUCUGCUCCUACAAGCAACUAGGAGGGGAAUCCAGACAGGACCCAGGAUGCAGGCAGCUGGAUGGAGAGAAUGAAGAGGAGGAGGAGGAAGAGGAUGCGGAGGAGGAGGAGGAGGAGGAGGAGGAGGAGGGUGACAUUGAGGGUGGUCCAAAGGAAACGGAUACUCUUUCUCCUCUAAACGCCUUCCCCUGUUCUCACUUCGCUCUACCCCCUCACCAUCCCAGCAUCCCUCUGCUGGCCUUCCCGUUCCGCGGUUUUGACUCAGAUGCAGCCCCAGGUUGCUGCAAUGCCUCAGGUCUUGGUAGACCUGGCUUUGCGGAAAUCGAGCCCUCUGGCGGGGGGUAUAUGUCAGUGGAGAGCGCGCGCCGCAACAUCUCCCGCUGAAUCUGUGCAAUCUGUGUGUGCAGUCACAGUAAACCUCCCCCGGGUUGAUUGGAGGGUGAUUUGAUUCACCUGAAUCUCAGGGUGUGGCAGUUAUUUGGCAGUUGAGAGGAGCCUGGUGCAUUCCCCUCUCGUCCAAUCAGGGUGUGAUGGCCCCCUUUCUUUUGGGCUUAAGAGAGGCGGGAACCUUCACAUCCAUUUCAUUUUCUGAUCCUACCGUCUUGUAUUUUUGGGGGGAAUCAAAGGGAGAAAAGGGGAAUAUUUCAGUUUCCUUUUAUUAAUGAAGAGGCAUUUGUUCAUUAUUUUAUCAAAGAGGCAUUUGUUCAUUAUACUUUGAUUAGUCCUUCCUGUAUUUUGUCGUUGGGACCUAGCUCUUCUGAAGUUGAAGUUUCGUCAGUGCCACCACAAUGCAUUUAAACAAGGGGUUUGGACAUCGUUGUGAUGUCACCAUGAAGUUGUUUUUCAUCUUCUCAGUGGGAAGAUUAACACACACACACACAUACUACACUAGGCUCCAACUCAUCAGUUUCACGUCCAAUGACAGCUUCCUAUUACACAGGGUCUCGGUGCUGUGUCUUCCCUUCUAUCCUGGGCCCUUUCUAUUUCUAAUUGUUUGCAUGAACUGUAUUGUAUCUCUAGUGGAAUGUCAAAUUUGGCAUGAAUAAACAAUAGCCUGUCGUA
Conger conger (European conger) is the source of this 2414-nucleotide messenger RNA. RefSeq names its product interleukin-21 receptor-like. Bases 144 to 1736 code for a protein of 530 amino acids. Gene Ontology annotation, biological process: cytokine-mediated signaling pathway; immunoglobulin mediated immune response. The record is from RefSeq and is a predicted model, not a curated record. The transcript has 10 exons. Lineage: Eukaryota; Metazoa; Chordata; Actinopteri; Anguilliformes; Congridae. Gene Ontology annotation, molecular function: protein binding; cytokine receptor activity. Gene Ontology annotation, cellular component: external side of plasma membrane; membrane.